This is a messenger RNA of Biomphalaria glabrata, 4840 nucleotides long. RefSeq lists its product as uncharacterized. The transcript has 12 exons. The record is from RefSeq and is a predicted model, not a curated record. Lineage: Eukaryota; Metazoa; Mollusca; Gastropoda; Planorbidae. The coding region runs from base 120 to 1556 and encodes 478 amino acids.
AAUUGUUUCCCUUGUAAGACACAUCCUUAGAUUAGUCGUGAAAUAGGAACAUUUGAAAAACUAAGACGUGAACCUGUUGAAAUAGUGUUUCUAGUCAUGUAUAUCUAUGUAUUCUGAUCAUGGAAAUAACAAGAUCAUGGAAGUUAUCAUAUAGACUUGUGGUGUUAGCUUUGGGUUUAUUUCUCGGAAGUCUCAGUAAAUCUACUGACCGAGGAAAAACUAUCAUCCUACAAGAAAAUGUUUCUAAAUUUAUGGACAUUGACAUAGCAUCGAGUAACCUUAAUACUGAAAAUACCAUAUGUAUACGUUGUAAUAACAAAACACUGUACGCAUGUAGAAAAGAUAAUGUGUGUACCAAGAAAGAUAAAUCAAAUAUCUUUAAUGUAACAAAAACCAAGGAUGGAAAUCUAAGAGUAUAUUUUGAAAAUGUAGUUAGAAACAGUCCUAUUGUAAUAAAUGGAACGUGGCAAGUUUGUAGUUCUGGUGAAAAUGAAACUAGAUGUGAUGAUACAUUAACUAGAUAUGUUUUUAUUUACGCUCAACUUGACUAUUUUAACUGUACGUAUCAAUUUGGUGAUAUUGAUCACAACCUGACCAUUUCAUGCACCAUUAAGAACAUUUACCCUCAACCUGUUUGCUCAUUUGGUACAGGAACGGUUUUAUCCAACAUACGGCACAAUUAUUCACAAGACUCUCGAAAUAUAACUCGCUGUUUAGUAACACAAGACAUCAACAAAGAUUCCUUCCAGGUGAAAACAACAAUGUAUCCAAAUAUCACUGGAAACAUCACAGACAUGACUUAUGGCAUUAGUGUCACUUUAUCUGUUAUGAACGUCAGUAGGCUCAACUCAUCAAAGACAUGUUUUGUAGAAGGAAAUAGCACAUCAAUAUCUUCCUGCAGGUGUGUGGAAGCUCUACUAGAGAAUGUUACAAUUCAUUCAUGUACCGAGACAGAUGCAUUCAUUGAAGUAACAUUGAAUAGAGAGAACUCUCAGUCUGUUUACUGCAAUAAAACUACUCAACUAUCCGAAAGGACAACAGUGUCUGAAAAUACUCCAGAGCUCAGUUCAAGUGAGUCUACAACUUCCUUGAGAUAUAUGAAGGACACAUCAGUUUCACCACAGCCUCCAAUAGACUUUGACCACACCAGACAGGGUACUGCAUCAUUGAUGACGACAUCACUCACUAUCAUCAGUAUUGUUGUGUUCACACUACUGGCCAUGAUCUUACUUUACAGAUUUGUUUCUUAUCCAAAACAUCUAAUGUCAGUGCGGAUAACCAAAAGCUACAUGUGUUUGACAAAGAAUAACAAUGGAUAUGAAAUUGACAAUACAGAAAUCUACCACCUGUUCAAUAAAAUUACUUGUGAAAAUGAUCAUUACACAACCAUCGAAGAUUUGAAAAAAGAGAAGGAAAGACAAUCGAGUGAAUCUUUUUAUACACCAUCAGAACUGACACAAAAUGGCGAUUUUCAUGUGCUUGAAAAUUUCAGAACUGCAGGAUGUUUGAUGCAGCUUGGAAAAAACUGGGAUUUAGAUAUUUAUGAAAAGAUUUGAGAUUUAUUUUAAAGCUUACAAUUAAAACAUUCAUAUGCCGAAGUGGGAGUCGACCCUUAGUAAGGUUGUGACAGAGCUUCGCAUGAGGUUUACGGGACAUGCUCUUUGAUAAAUGAAUAUUUUGGAAGCAGCUUGCCGCCCAAGGCGCCGAACGGCGCGGGAGGAUCUAAAUAAGUACGAAGAGCAUUUUAGGUUUUUCAAAUACAAUUUUUUAAUAGCAGGAUAAUGCAUUGUAGAUAGCCCCAGAAUAUGCAUUUUGUUGGUAUUCAAUACCGGAAAUAGUACUUGACUACAAUACAUGUCAUUCGAAAGAAUGAAGGGUCAGAAUGUAAUUAAGAUAAAUUAAGUACACACACACACACACACAAAUCCUGGCUACGCCCAUGCUAGCAGUAAAAGUAUCUGUAUAAAUCAAUCCACUGAAGCCCUUACCAAGGUCAAUGACCAGUGUGUAAUGUGUAUGUAAAAGGCAAGUAACCCUGUAACAUGUAAGAGGAAGCCAUGUUAUUGAAUUAAGUACUGUUUGGUGAAAUAGCAGAUCAUGAAAAGCCCUUUCCAUCUAUCCACCUUUAGUGGCGCCAGUGUCAGUGUGGCUUGAAGCCCUGUAUGUUAACUAGGACUGUAUCGUCGAGAAGAUAGAGUAGGUAUGAUUCAAGACUUGAAGAACUAGAGAUUGUAGCAUGAGAAGCAGUUGAUACAUGUACAGCCGUUUACUUACAUAAGAGCAUUGAGCUACUAAAACAAUAAUGACUAAUUUUAUGUGUUAAGUAGUGUAUAUAUGUCUCAUUCUGUUCUCUAUUCAAGUAAUUUUUUAAAUUCUACUUUUUAUAUAGUUGUUUGAAUUAAUUUAAAUUUAAGAUUUUUAUAUUGUAAUUAACGUAUGUUAAGUAAAUAAAAACACAGAUGUGCAUCAGUUGUCACAACAGUAAUUAGUUUAAAUGUCCUGACAAUAACCAAAUUGAAUGUGGCUUGUCGUCUGUAGGUCAUGCUUACACAAAUCGUUAUAAAACAACACACAGAUAAAUGAUACAAAAGUUAUGGACACAAGUGAACAGCACUUAAAUCAUGUCUUUUAUAUGUAUAUAUCUAAAUAGAUAGAACUACACAGAAGCUAGUAUAUGUAACUACAAUUUCAGUGUUAACGAAGGUUUCAUAUGGCCAGCACAACGACCACCCGUCUUUACUUUUCUCCUAACAAUGUCAGGUUCCCAUGAAAGUUGGUCUUUACUGAGAUCUGGAUCUAAAUUCAUCGUUUUGGAAAACAAGCGCCACGCCCUCUUAGUAUAUUGACACUAAAUGAUGCUCUGCAGUCCAUCCGGUCAUGACUGCAUCUAACAGGACACCACACGAACGACUUCUUGGGUUCAACAGAAGAAGUGGUUCCGGGACAUCUCUGCCAAGAUGGUUGACCAGUCUGGGUCCUGUCCUGCUGAAGAAGAACGUUAGAUCAUCUAAAUAUGAUCCCAUAACAGAGGAAGUUGAUUUGGUAACAUGCAACCCUCAGUACGCUGUAAUCCGAACACCAAACAGGUCGAGAGGAAACAGUCUCAUUACGAAUGUUAGCCCCUAGGGAGGAACAAAAAGUUAUAGAAAAUGAGAAUCAGAGUAGAACAGAGCUUGAUAUUGGCUGCCCCGUCCAAAGUUCACCUCCCAGGAAUCAACCUACUGAUUCUACGAUGGUUGAAAAAACCAAUAGCACCAUCGAAGACAUAGUCAGACCGUCGGAAACGCAAGCCGAUGAAACUACACAUAGAUACAAUCUUAGAGUAAGGAGAACUAGGCCCAAUUACAAAGUGUAAAAGCUCAUCAGCUUACUAGAACUCUUUAAGUUGACAUUCAAUUUGUCAAUACUAGUCUCCAAAAUGACAUUUGUUUAUUUUCCUAUCUUCAUUUUACUGUGUUACUUGACUUGAAUAUGAUAUUUGAUCUAUUAUGUUAUAUUUUAAUAAACUAUUUGACCUAUCAUGGCAUAUCAAUAGGUUACCGCAUGUCAUGCUGUUCUACAUUGUUUUUUUACUUGAACCUCUAUAAUGAUUCUACGUUUACUUCAUUCUUUCAUUGUCAAUAAUACUAAGUAAGCACAAUUUGAACUGGGGGUGAAUGUUAUGAAUAUUAUAUGCUGUAUCGGUUGUCGUUCUUAUGUUUACAUGUGCUUGUAAUUCGUCCGUGAGAAUGUGUUCACGAAAUGUGUGUUGUGUAGUCAUUCAGUGUAUUAAAGCGGACAUGGUUUUCGACUCAUUAUGUUCAUAACCGGGGGGGGAACUAUAUAACUUAUAUUCAUCUAACACUGAGGUUCAAACCUUUUACAAAGAGAGAGAGAGACAUAUAGUAUAUUAGUAAAAUUAUCAUCGAGUCUAAUGAAACAGCUCCAUCUUUUUGGCUUCUCAGAAAUUAGGGAAUUUUAUGGUGCUACACAAGAUGAAACAGGGUGGAGGACACACAUUAACCAUGAGAUAUUAUAAUUGUAUGACGACCCACAAGUAGUGACAGAAAAAAAAACAGACUACGUUGGGCAGGUCAUCUUGAAAGAAUGCCAGAUAACAGAGGAGCGAAAAUUGUGUACAGGAAAAAAAAAACAAAAGGCAGGCAACACAAAGACAGACCCCGAAUGAGAUGGAUUAAUAAUAUGGAGUCAGAUCUACACGAGCUUGAGGUUAAGGCAAAAGACGAAAGGCCCAGGAGUGAUCCGAAUGGAGGGAUGUGUUGAAGUAGACCAGAGCCCUCCUUUGGCUGUAGCGCCACUGGGAUGGAUGGAUGGAAAGGGGCAGUAGCCUGCAGUUAUUACAAUGCAAAGUAUAAAUAAAGUAUAAAUAAAAGUGCAUAGUAAAUAUUGUUUUUAAAAGUUUAGAAUUUAGAGAUGAUUAAGAAAAUUGUUUACGAAAUAGUUUUCUUUCUGAUACUUAAAUUUAGUUAUUACACCUAUUGUAAGUAAGAAUUUUGGGAGGUCGAAAUCAGAUUUUCAGAAGAACGUAUGUGUUUUGUUGAAGUUUAAAGUCAAUGACAUUCUUUCAAUUUUAAACGAAAGGAAACAAUUCAUCAAUAAAUAUCAUCAAAACACUCUUACUGACGUAUCCACUUCAAUUAUCACUUGUUCUAGUUUCCUCUUUCUUGUUUUAUUUUAAGUCUGACUAAUGUAAAGAAUAAGAAAAAAAAAAUAUUUUUCACAAAAUUGUUUCCCUUGUAAGACACAUCAUAAGAUUAGUCGUGAAAUAGGAACAUUUGAAAAACUGAGACGUGAACCUGUUUAAAUAGUGUUGCUAUUCAUGUACAUCUAUGUAUUCUGA